AUGUCACGCAGACCUCCCACUGACCGGGCUGUGACCCCAGAGCACGAUGUCUGCAGGCACUCGGACACUCUGCUUCCUCCUCUGGACAGGGGGGGUCAUGGGGGGGUCAUGGGGGGGUCAUGGGGGGGGGGGCUGAAGAACUUGGGUCCUGUCAUGACCCUCUGGAAACCCCAGCUCCUCCUGUGUCUGACCGAGCUGUGGAUGAAAGGCAGUGAGAGUCUGAGGUCAGCCACAGCCCGCAGCCUCAGCGGGUCAGGGGGGGGGUCAGGGGGGGUCAGGAGGGGGUCAUGGGGGGGUCAGGGCCGGUGCUGGGGUCGUCCAGGGGCCAAGGCUCUCUCCUCUGACUGUCACAUGGUCCACAGCCAUAGGGCUCAUACCUCUGCUGGACACCAGGGGGACUCAGCAGGCUCUUUGGGAGUGGUUUUGUGA
Molecule: messenger RNA, 429 nt
Organism: Knipowitschia caucasica
Lineage: Eukaryota; Metazoa; Chordata; Actinopteri; Gobiiformes; Gobiidae
Source: the annotation of a GenBank genome assembly